CUCUCUUAAUCUAUUAUGAGGAAUGAAUCCUUUCUUGGCUCAACUACUACUCCAUGUGCUUCGUGAUGCACCCAACACAUGCCGUAUCUACCCCGAUUGGAGUGCAAGCGUUGGUCAUGGUCAAAGUACAUCACUCCGCACAUGUAGUACGUAUUGACCUCAAGUCGGAGGAUUAUUACACUACUCUAUACGCCGAUAAUACCAUAGACACAUGAAUAGAACUUAUCAAAUGGUUUCUCGGUGGGUAUGCCAAUAUUCUCUAAAAUAUCUAUGUGACCCUCAUGAAUUACAGGAACUCAUAGUUGUGAGAUCAACUAUACUUUCUAAAAGUAUGAUGCAGUCCACAUACCAAUCUUAUCGCAUAUCAUCAAUAUCCCAUUCUUGAUGAUCAUUGAUUGGGGCUAUUUUAGGACCUUAUGUGAUAUCAUAUAAGCUCCCACUUACUUAUUGAUAACAUAAGUCCAAGGGAACACAAUUAUGAAUAAGAUAUUGACAAUCAAAAUACUUAAUCAUCAAUGUGUAAUACCGCAUAUAUCGAAUAUAUAAAACUGAAUGUGAUCAAGUACAUAUAUCUCUAAAAAGUGAUUGUCGCUAGGACAUAUAUACUAACACCACCCAUUGGGGAUUUUGUUGAUUUUUCCAAUAGGAAAGUACCAUCUAUUAUUGAAAUCUGGGGAUAUUGCUUAGUUGGGAGCUUCGCGGGCAGAUUCCCCGGCAGAAACGCUGUACUUGACCUCAUUAGAAAAUGGGGUGUUGAAUGUAAAAUAAAGUCGCAUGACAAAGGAUGGACUAUCUUCCAAUUUAAGAAUGAGGAAGACCGCACAAAAGUGAUUUCCGAGGGACCUUACUCAUCAUAUGGUAAGGCUCUUUUCCUCAAGGUCCUAUCUGAUGAUUUUGAUGUUGAUGGGGAGGAGUUCCUUAAGGUUCCUAUCUGGAUAAAACUCUCCGGGCUUUCGGUUACUCUAUGGAAUAAACCGGAGAUAAGUGAGCUUGCCUCACGGGUUGGGCUGCCUAUAAUUGUGGAUCAAGUCACUCUAAACAAGGCAAGAGCUAACUUUGCCCGUGUUCUUGUGGAGGUGGAUCUUACUAAGCCUCCGGUCCUUGAAAUCCCCAUGAUCCAACCAUCCGGGAGGAAAAUAAAGCAAUAUGUUAUAUACGAGACUUAUCCUACGUAUUGCUACGAAUGCAAGAAGUAUGGCCAUAAUCCCUUUAUGUGUAAUGUGCUUCAUCCGGAGCUAAAAGAGGAGGUGAAAAAAGAUGUACUUGUUAACAAAAAAAUCGUGAAGCCAAAUGGUAAGGAUGAUGCCGGGGCUAGUGCUAUUGUCCAUGGGGAUAUGGAAGAGGCUCCUUUUCAACUUGUUAAACCAAGGAAGAACAAGGCCAUAGCUACCACUUCUAAUGCUUCAAAGACACCGGCUGCUCCUAAGCCAAUUGUACCCGUGACUCAAAAGAAGAAUCCGGUCAAGGAUUUCGAAUGGAGAGGAAGAAGAAUAACAAAUGUGCACCUUAUGCAAACCGAUGAUAUUGUGACUGAUUUUGUGGCCGAAGAGGAUGGAACGAAGAUGGCCUUUGUUAAAAAACACCAUCAAAUUAAGAGUAGCGUACCGGUGGAAAGGCUUGACUUGGACACGCUUAAGGAGGCGCAAAUGGAUGCACCGGCUAUCAUGUUCACGGACCCUUGCUUGGUGGCUCUCCCGGGAGUAAAGCGCACCAAAAAAUGGUAUCAUUUUAAUAAAGAAGUUUUUAUUCCUAAUGUUGCUACUUUUUUUGAUCUUAAAGCUAGCCACAAUGUCGAGUUUGCUCAAGAAAGGAACAAAGCACAAGCUGCCGAGGAUAAGUUGCGUAAGGAAAAGGAAGCCAUGUCUAGGGCUGCGGCUAGUGCGGCUGAACCAAGGAACUACCGCAAGAAACCUUAUGAACAUUGGGGGGAACGCCAAGUGCAAAGUGAAUACGAAUUGGAUGAGGAAGAUGUUGUAACAAGCAUGGAAUUCGACAAGCACGGACAAAGGACCAUCUUCGCAGCAAAAAGGGAACUUCUCCCUUUUAGUCAACAAGUGCAACGUGUGGGACCCGACUUCAAAAGGACGGACUCGGACUGCCUAGGGAUGUUCUUCACACAAGAAUGCCUACGCACACUCCCGGGAGUCAAACGGGAAGCACCAUGGUAUAAAUUUGACGCCUCGAUUUUUAUUCCUAAAGUGGUUGCUUUUUUUUAUGAUAACAGUGUAGAAAACAUGGAGCUACGCAAGAGGAUGAAGGCUAGGCAACAAAAAAAGAAGGAAGUGGUGGACGAAUCAGAGGAUGACCACACCUCUAGCUCUGAUGAUCCUGAUGAUUAAAGCCGUCAUAUGGAAUGUGAGAGGUUGAGGCUAGAGUCCUACUACCUGCACCUUUGCCUAGGGUGAUUGAUCAAGAAGGAAGACGUGGUUCGUGCUUCCAUUCUUAUUUCAAAUUUAUAAACUGCUCAUGAAUUUUCGAACAAUGUUUUCUUUAAAACAGUUGGGGGCCUGCG
Molecule: messenger RNA, 2512 nt
Organism: Cuscuta europaea
Lineage: Eukaryota; Viridiplantae; Streptophyta; Magnoliopsida; Solanales; Convolvulaceae
Source: the annotation of a GenBank genome assembly